Grammomys surdaster is the source of this 4767-nucleotide messenger RNA. RefSeq names its product neural precursor cell expressed, developmentally down-regulated 9 (gene Nedd9). The transcript is spliced from 8 exons. Lineage: Eukaryota; Metazoa; Chordata; Mammalia; Rodentia; Muridae. Gene Ontology annotation, cellular component: cytoplasm; plasma membrane. Gene Ontology annotation, molecular function: protein binding. Bases 554 to 3055 code for a protein of 833 amino acids. The record is from RefSeq and is a predicted model, not a curated record. Gene Ontology annotation, biological process: cell migration; cell surface receptor protein tyrosine kinase signaling pathway.
CCCCAGCGUAUGGGACAGUCUGACAGAGAAAGAGAAGUAGAAGAAUGAGAAAGAGGGAGAGGAAAAGGAGGAAGAAGGGGAAAAGGAGGAAGAAGAGGAAGAAGAGAAGGAGGAGGAGGAGGAGGUGGUGGCAGUACAGAGCAGAAACGAAUUGAGACAACAUCGCCUCUCAGCAACCGGAAGGAAAAACCCCACAUAUGCGCAGGCCACGAACAUCCUACGAGUGUGGUUGCUCAGCAGAGAGAGCUGUCAGCUGCACUUAGACGAAAGCCAGGGGAGCUGCAGAGAGACUAGCAUAAGGACACAAGGGACUAGUUCCAUCCCUGCCUGCCUACCCAGGAGAGAUCAAAGUGACCAGUGGCACAAGAUGGUCUGUCUAUCCACUUCGGUUCUACCUUCAGGUUAGUGAAGUGUGAGUCUCCAGCACCAGACGCUGGCGGAGAAGCACACCAGCAUUGUUCACGGGGAGCUAUGACAAGGAGGAAACAGGCCAGCAGACUGCAGCCCUGGGACUGUCCUGGAGAUCCAGAGUGCCAACGCUCCUUAAGGGAAAAUGUGGGCGAGGAAUCUUAUGGCGAGGGCCUUAUAUGACAAUGUCCCCGAGUGUGCUGAGGAGCUGGCCUUCCGCAAGGGAGACAUCUUGACUGUCAUAGAGCAGAACACAGGAGGACUUGAGGGAUGGUGGCUGUGUUCCCUCCAUGGUCGCCAAGGCAUCGUCCCAGGUAACCGGGUGAAACUUCUGAUUGGUCCAGUGCAAGAGACCUCCGGUCAUGAGCAGCCUAUUCCUGGACCUAUGCAUCAGACCUUUGGCCAACAGAAACUCUACCAAGUGCCAAAUUCCCAGGCAGCAUCUCGUGAUACCGUCUACCAAGUACCACCCUCCUACCAGAAUCAGGGAAUUUACCAAGUGCCCACUGGCCAUGGUACUCCAGAGCAAGAUGCAUAUCAAGUGCCACCAUCAGUUCAGAGGAACAUUGGAGGUACUAAUGGGCCCCAUCUAGGCAAAAAGGUGAUCACCCCAGUGAGGACAGGCCAUGGCUAUGUAUAUGAAUACCCAUCCAGAUACCAAAAGGAUGUCUACGAUGUCCCUCCUUCCCACACCACUCAAGGGGUAUAUGACAUCCCUCCUUCAUCGGUAAAAGGUCCUGUGUUUUCAGUUCCAGUGGGAGAGAUAAAACCUCAAGGGGUAUAUGACAUUCCCCCCACCCAAGGGGUCUAUGCCAUUCCACCAUCGGCUUGCCGAGAUGAGGCAGGGCUCAGGGAAAAGGAAUAUGAUUUUCCUCCUCCAAUGAAACAAGAUGGAAAGCCAGACACUAGACCUGAGGGAGUUUAUGACAUCCCUCCAACCAGCACCAAGACAGCAGGGAAAGACCUUCACAUCAAAUUCCCUUGUGAUGCUCCAGGAGGUGCAGAACCAAUGGCACGAAGACACCAGAGCUUUUCCCUGCACCAUGCACCCUCUCAGCUGGGACAAUCUGGGGACAGUCAGAGUGAUGCAUAUGAUGUCCCCCGGGGAGUUCAGUUUCUGGAGGUACCAACAGAAACCAGUGAAAAGGCAAAUCUGGAGGAAAGAGACGGUGUUUAUGACGUCCCUCUUCACAACCCAGCAGAUGCCAAAGGCUCUAGGGACGUGGUAGAUGGGAUCAACAGACUGUCUUUCUCCAGCACUGGCAGUACCAGGAGUAACAUGUCCACAUCUUCCACCUCCUCAAAGGAGUCCUCAUUGUCAGCCUCCCCAUCUCAAGACAAAAGGCUCCUACUGGACCCAGACACGGCCAUUGAGAAGCUCUAUCGGCUCCAGCAGACCCUGGAGAUGGGUGUGUGCAGUCUCAUGUCACUAGUCACCACAGACUGGAGGUGUUACGGGUACAUGGAAAGGCACAUCAAUGAGAUCCACACUGCAGUGGACAAAGUGGAACUGUUCUUACGAGAAUACCUCCAUUUUGCCAAGGGAGCUUUAGCCAAUGCCUCCUGCCUCCAAGAACUGGUCCUCCACAACAAAAUGAAGCGGGAACUCCAAAGAGUAGAAGAUUCCCACCAGAUUCUAAGCCAAACCAGCCAUGAUUUGAAUGGAUGCAGCUGGUCCUUGAAUAUUUUAGCUAUUAAUAAGCCCCAAAAUAAGUGUGAUGAUCUAGACAGGUUUGUGAUGGUAGCCAAGACAGUGCCAGAUGAUGCCAAGCAACUGACCACUACCAUCAGCACCUACGCAGAGACCCUCUUUAGAGCAGAUCCUGGCAAUUCCCCGCUAAAGAGUGGGCCCGACAGCAUCAUGAACUCAAGCGAGUACACACAUACAGGCUCCCAGAUGCAGCCACUGCGCCCUGGUGACUACAAAGCCCAGGUCCACAAUAAGCCAUUGCCUCCUACUCUAAGCAAGGACCAGCCACCAGACUGUAGUAGCAGUGACGGUUCAGAAAGGAGUUGGAUGGACGAUUAUGAUUAUGUCCACCUACAGGGCAAGGAGGAGUUUGAAAGACAGCAGAAGGAGCUCUUGGAAAAAGAGAACAUCAUGAAGCAGAGCCAGGCGCAGCUGGAGCAUCAUCAGCUGAGUCAGUUCCAGCUGUUAGAACAAGAAAUCACCAAGCCGGUGGAGAAUGACAUCUCUAAAUGGAAGCCCUCUCAGAGCCUCCCAACCACAAACAACAGUGUGGGUGCUCAAGAUAGGCAGUUACUUUGCUUCUACUAUGACCAGUGUGAAACCCAUUUCAUCUCCCUCCUCAACGCCAUCGAUGCCCUCUUCAGCUGUGUCAGCUCAGCCCAGCCCCCACGGAUCUUUGUGGCCCACAGCAAGUUUGUCAUUCUCAGUGCACACAAACUGGUGUUCAUUGGAGACACUCUGACAAGGCAGGUGGCUGCCCAGGACAUUCGCAACAAAGUCAGAAACUCCAGCAACCAGCUCUGCGAACAGCUCAAGACGAUAGUGAUGGCGACCAAGAUGGCCGCCCUCCACUACCCCAGCACUACGGCCUUGCAGGAGAUGGUGCACCAGGUAACAGACCUGUCCAGAAAUGCUCAGCUGUUCAAGCGUUCCUUGCUGGAGAUGGCCACCUUCUGAGGAGACAAGGAAGUGGAAAGGACUUGAUGACUAAUUACUAAGGAAAACUGGAAAUACUAUCUAGUUUUUGUAAAUGCUAUCUAUUUUUGUAGAUAUUUUAUAUGAAAAUGAAAUGUUUUAAUGUUUUGUGAGUUAGUUGAUUUUCAUCAAUUCAGGGAGCUGAAGUGGGAAGUUGUUUUGUUUCCCCUGUGUGGUUCAUAUAUAAACAUAUAAGUAUCUAAGACAGUUGUACAGAAAUGUGUCCACAUUUGUGUAUGCCUGUGUAUCCCUAUUUGUUUAUAGAUGUGUGUCUGAUUCAGUCCAUUAAAAACAUGAAUUGAGAAGCACCUUAGUAAGCACCUUCUAAUGCUGCAUUGUUUUGGUUUUGUAGAAAAUUAUACCACUUAGUUGUAAUAUUGCUCUACAUGUACUAGUAGUGGUCUGAGCCUUGCACACCUACCUUUCUUGUCUGAAACCUCUUUCAAACUUGACUUGUCUUUAACACAGUGGUAAAUCUGACCAACCUCUGGUUGAAGGGGGGGGGGGAGAAAAGGGAGAAGGGAGAGGGAGAGAGAGAGAGAGAGAGAGAUUCAAAAAAUACAUUAAUCGUGUGCUGGAGAGAGGCAAGACAUGUGUGCUGUACUAAGAAGCCAUGUCUACAGUGGUUAUAGUGUUAUUUCAAUUCUGAAAGGAACUACAAUAAAGAAAGAACACUUGUUUCCCGGGGGCUACAUUUGUGAGUGAUUCACUCAUGAGGUUUUCUAAAGGAUAUUUUUGGAGUUGAAUAUAAAAAAAAAAUUACAAGAAUUCAUGGAGAUACAUCAGAACUCUGUGGAAAAAAAAGAAGGGAUGUUUCCAAUGGCCAGUAGUUAAAGAAAGACCUCUCUACCCUCAUUGUCUAAUGGAAAUGGCCGGUUCCUUAGACACUGAACUAUGGAGCCACCAGGCUCUGUCCUGCUCUCUCAUUGCUUGAUGGAUCCUUUACCCUUCUAAAGACUUAUGUAAGCAGACCAACACUCAGAACAGUUGCAGAGAUCUGACCUUCACAUCCCACUGUGGCCAUGGACCUUGUGGAUAAGCCACAUUGCCAUUUGUCAGCUAGUCACAGCAUUGAUCCUGUGAUCUGUCCCUUCACAUCUGCUGUGUGGAUACAGUCUAGGCACCAGAUUCAUCAUUGGCAGAUAAACUGCUUCCAUCUUCCUUUAUGACCAACUCAAGAAAUAUGUUUCUUGUAGUCUCUUCUAUUUCAUUCCAGCCUAUUUGGAAAUGUGUCUUUAUUUGUUAUGGGUGUCUUGAUUGAGUUAAUAUUAUUUGUUUUAAAGAACCAAAUUACAAAGACAAGGAGGGGCUUAUGAAGAACUUGUGAUCUCAAUGUGAUUUUUUUUUUAAUAAAUGGAAGAUAUCAAAGGAAAGGUGCUUUUCCAAAACAAACUAUAAUUGUAAUUCUCAAAGUUCUACAUCACCAGAAGAUGAACAGCUGAGCUAUUGGACAAUAAUUCACUGUGUCUGGCUUGUGGAGGAAGAGGGUCCUGUAGCAUCAGUACCAUUGUAAGAAGUCAGGAAGGGUAUGCUUGUAGAUCUUACUACACAAUGUGUAUCUGUUGGGUGAUGGCUACCUUGUCCUAACCUGAGUGAUAACAUUCCACAUUGUAAAAACCAAACUAUUCAAUUUGUAUUGCUCAUUGCCAUCUUGUAUAUUCAAGCCAUUAAAUGUUUGGAUCUUUCUCUUUAUA